Naegleria fowleri is the source of this 1557-nucleotide messenger RNA. RefSeq lists its product as uncharacterized. The coding region runs from base 1 to 1557 and encodes 518 amino acids. NCBI's taxonomy places the organism in Eukaryota, Heterolobosea, Eutetramitea, Acrasida, Naegleriidae. Gene Ontology annotation, biological process: nuclear-transcribed mRNA catabolic process. Gene Ontology annotation, cellular component: nucleus. The record is from RefSeq and is a predicted model, not a curated record. Gene Ontology annotation, molecular function: RNA binding; 5'-3' RNA exonuclease activity. The transcript has 2 exons.
AUGGGAGUGAAUCGAAACACCAUUCUCUCCAUUCUUUCGUUCAUUCUCGGAACGUCAAGUGCAACGACAUCGAUGAAUCAAAUUGUGUCUUCUUCAUCUCAGAAUCCUACGAAUCAGUCAUCUUCUUAUUCUUCGAUUGUUUACAUUGAUGGAAAUUCUUUAAUUCAUCACAAAUUACAAACAGCAAUUCCAGAAAAUGCAACCACUCACACUUUAUUUAAUGAAUCAUCGAUGAAAAAAAUUGUGGAACAAGUGAAAGAUUCAUUGUGUACGCAAAUUGAACAAAUUUAUUUGAGCCAUCGACCUAUUGAAAAAAUUGUUCUCGUGUUUGACGGUCCAUGUCCUUUUGCUAAAAACAAUGAACAGAGAAAGAGAAGAUUUUCGAAUGUUUCUAGCUUGAUUGCUAGCCCAGGAACAUUUUUCAUGUUUAAACUAUGUCAAGCGAUAUAUAAAUGGUCAACAGAUACUUUUUAUUCUCAUGCAAGAAAAGGACUUGACAUUCAAGUGGAAUUUUCAGAUUGUUUUGUGGAAGGAGAAGGUGAAAUUAAAAUUCUGGAAUCCAUUCGAAAGUAUCAUCGAAGAAAUGAUGAAAAUUCAUGUCGUCACAUUGUAUAUACCAAAGAUAGUGAUUUCACAUUGUUGUUACUUGCAUGUUCAGAAGAAAAUAUUAUUCUCGUGAAUGAUUAUCAAAAAAUUGAAAAGAAAACAUUGGUCAGAAAAUUAAUGGAUCAAUUUGGAAUUAUCGAUCAAUCUCACACAACCAUUCAUAGAAUCAUGUUGGAUCUUGUAUUGAUUUGUAUCACCUUUGGAAAUGAUUAUUUACAACCAAUGCCUCAUGAACAAAAAUUGCUCAACUUGUUAUUAAGGUACAAGAAGAAGAAACUGAAAGAAAAAUAUUCACAGAGAUUUCUUGUGGAAGUGAAUUCAGACCAUGUGAAAAUGGAUGUGGAUUUUUUGGUUAGAAUUUUAUUGAAAUCAAAAGAUAUUCAGCCAAGUAUGACAAGAAGUGUGAAGGAAGUUGAUGAAACACGAAAAUACCUCGAAGGUUUGAUGUGGUGCAUCUCUACGUAUGAAACUGGAGUUUGUAAGGACUAUAGACAUUUUACAAAUCAAAAUCCUCCAAUUCUAUUAGGCCAAAUGAUUCAAGACAUGCGAAAAUUAAUCGAAAGAAAUGGUCACAUUUUACAAUUUGUUUCCAUAGGGCAGACAAGCUUAAUACCAUUGACUUUUCUAAUGUCGAUUAUGCCAUUUACUGUGUUCAGACAAAGUAUUCCGAAGACCAUUCUAGAGGUUAUUGAGAAAGAUAAAUCACUCAUUAGAGAUUAUCAAAAUCAUUUCUUGAAGACAGAACAUUUUGAUCAGCUCAAGAAAUUGGAAGAAACAUUGUUGAAACAAGUCAGUUUGAAACCAUGGCCUGAAAGUGAUCACGACAUUUGGAUGGAAAAGUUAUUGACUAAAAGUCUUCCAUUUUCAAUUUCAAAGAAACAAAUAGAGUUGACUUAUUUGAGGAUCAAGAAAGUUUGGAAUGCAGUGAAGAAAUCGUCGUCAGACCUGUAG